UGCCCGCCACCGUCAGUUGCGAGCGAGAUGUUCCAAAGCGAACAGUGCACCCUCCCAGUUAUAUAGUGUCGUCUAUUCGUUAACUUGCACUUGAGGUUUUUUCAAGUUCGAAGCUUGUACUGUUGUUUAUUAAUAGAAUUGUUGAGUCCUUCUUUAAACAUUGUCUACAUGCACUGAAGAUAAAAUCACAAUUUGGUCCGUUUUCCUUUGUUACUUCAACAAUUAUAUGUAUACACCGAGGCAAGAACCGAGCCUUCUGCUGCCCUCGACAGGCUUGGUGCAUUGAUUUUUCGCAACUACGAGAGUUGCAGCUGUACUAUAGUUUGUUUAUAAAUACACAUUGUGUUUGUUCGAUCGUCAAAUUUGAAAAUGUGGCAACAACAGCAUCAGGUAGACCAGAAGUAUGAGGACAACAAGCACGGCAUGGAAUCUACGUCGGGAGGAGACUCGGGCUUCAUUUCCGGCAGCUGUAUUUGCAGCUCCGAGCUCUCCUCGACGUCCCUGUUCGAGGACAUACAGUCAACAAGUAAGGACAUGCGGUUGACUUCGGUCGAGUUGCCAAAAUUGUCGGCUUUCGGAUUGGUUGAUUAUUGCUAUCUCAGCGAAAGCUUCGACCACUUGUCUUUGAACCAUAAUGAUUCGUUGGUAUCCGGGACAGCGUGUGGUUCUUUGGACAAUCAACAGGAAUCUUGGCAGCUUCAUUACACGCAGAACGACGAUGGAGAUACGCUGUUGCACACAGCAGUCAUACAAGGCUUUUUUGAAGCCACUCUCAGUUUAAUAAACAUAGCACCACACCCUGAUCUCUUGGACAUAUUAAAUGACGAUUGUCAGGCAGCUCUGCAUCUGGCAGUGAUAACGAAUCAGCCAAAGAUCGUGAGGAGUCUCGUUCUUGCUGGUGCCAAUAUGUCGAUCAAAAACUACCAAGGCAACACAGCCCUUCAUCUGGCAUGCAUCUCUGGCAGCCUGGACUGUGCUAAAGCUCUAACGGAACCAGUUGCAGCGUACGAACAGAAUUUGUUUUCAACUCGGAGAUUGUCAGCUAUUCCUCAAAACUUGGAGCUAAGAAACUAUCAUGGCGAGACGUGCCUGCACUUGGCCGCCUCCCACAACCACGUGGACCUGGUGAGGCUGCUGGUUCGACUGGGCGCCGACAUCGAGGCCCAAGAGUCCCUCGCCGGCCGGACGGCCCUCCACUUGGCCCUGGAGCACAGCCACCUCGGGGUCAUUUGUUACCUGCUCCGCGAGUGCCGGCCCCAACUGGACGCGGCAACCUACUCGGGCUGCACGGCUUACCAGAUCGCCAGAUGCGUCGACGAAAAUUUGGCCCUCGAGCUCGUCAGGAUGGGCGCCGAGCCCGCGGGGCUCGAUGAUUUCAGGGAAUCCGCCGUUGGACACUUUGGCGCCACCGCCAUGGCUCAAUGACCGGACCGCGACGGCAGUGCCUCGGUGUAGUCCUGCAAAGCCACGCAACAAUGCCCAUCAUUGUUGUUACAAAAUGAUGCGGGCUCGGUCGAUGGUAGCGCGUACGCAUGCGAUGAGUAUAUCGAUCGGCGUUGGCGUGUGUUAUGUAACGUAUAUGCAUUUUGUAUUUUGGCUUGGCCACCGAAGCCCGUCCCGAUUGUUUGUUACGUGCCCUCUCCCCCCGCUACACCAACUUUUUGCGCGGAUAUGAAAUCUUGAAGACCCCACGUGCGAGCAGAACUACACCGCGCACGCAAUAGUGUACGGC
Messenger RNA from Copidosoma floridanum, 1732 nucleotides. Its product is annotated as NF-kappa-B inhibitor cactus-like. NCBI's taxonomy places the organism in Eukaryota, Metazoa, Arthropoda, Insecta, Hymenoptera, Encyrtidae. Gene Ontology annotation, cellular component: cytosol. Gene Ontology annotation, biological process: cellular response to tumor necrosis factor. The record is from RefSeq and is a predicted model, not a curated record. Gene Ontology annotation, molecular function: NF-kappaB binding.